CAGGUUGCUCCGCUCCGCUCCGUUCAUCUGCUUCUGCAUCUGCAUCUGCCCAUGCAAGCGCGGAAAGGUGUACAUGAAAUCAGAAUGAGAAGCGGGCCACAAAUAGAAACAUGAUGAGUUACAGGUGUCUUCAGGAAGAUGAAAGUGUAACCAAAAUCGAAACAAAACAACAAUCGGCAUCCCCGAUUCCCUGAUGGCUGCUACCAAGUACUAAAGCCAAAUGUCAAGCUCCGCUCCCAGCAGGGGUCGAGCGCUUGGCGGCGCUCCGCCGCAGCCAGCUGGUUGUUUUCCAGGAAAACCGACGGAGAAAAAUGUGGCAAAGACCACGACGAGCAGUGUCAAAAGUCGACAAAACUCAUCCGCGGCGAGAACUAAAACGAACACUGCACAACUACACGGUGCAGCCGUUGGGGCAUCAAAAGCAAAUAGUGCUGUGACUUCGCUUGACGCCCGGGGAACGCGCCCAUCUUCCGCAACUCGUACCACGACUGGCACAGGAGCCACUUCCCGUGCGCGCUCUUGCUCCAACGCGAUUCUCGCGCGGGGAAACCCAAACCGUUCUGCCAAAAUGGUUCUGGAGGAGCUGCAGGAAAAAGACAAGAUGCAAGACGUAGAAGAUGACAGAUCGCAACCGCUUCUAAGACGUCGCAGCAACAGCUCCGGGCCGGUCUUUAGUUCCAGCACGCCUCAUCGAUACACGAGCAAGGAGAAAAGAAAAAACGCAGCUGCUCCGACCGCCGCCACUGGAGGAGGUGCAGAGGUCGUGGCUCGUGCGGGGAAGAUGAACGUUGUCAGAAAGCCUGCCAAUAGCUCUUGCAGCUCGGUUGCAGGCUCAUCGCAGCACUCAGCGAACCCCUCUCCUCGAGGUAGGGUGAAUAACAAUAACUCGAAUAAGGGGCACGCAAUGUUGGCCUCGAAAAACCCCCACUCCACAUCCAGGGCGCAAUCGUCGUCGGUGAAUAAGAGGAGGUGUGGGCAAGGAGCGCGAACUCCUGGCGCUCCGCCACUCCGUCCGCCAAGAAUUCCGGAAGCUGUACAACCUCAACCGACCGUCAAUUCUAAUUCAAGUACCAGCCGCAACUUGCGUGAGGGUGAGCGGACGCGAUGCGGUACAUUAACCGCGGCCGCGGGGCACAAUAGACCUCCGAGUGCUAAUAUCGCCGCUGCUGCGGUUAGUGGUGCGACCAGCAGCACACGAUCGAUUGCAAAGCAGAACGCGAAGCGCGCUCCCUCUCCCAGAGGAACGACCGCGCGCGGCUCGCAGCACGACCAGCAACCACGCAAACAAAACACUCUGCCCCCCAUUAGGAAUAGAAGCGGUAGCAAAAGCUGCAACCACAGCAAGAACGUCCCUGAAGUGGAUACGAAAACAAAUAGCCACGACCAAAAUCCUAAUCCUUUGUCAGCUCGCAAAUUUUCCAAAACAUCAAUCAGGGCUGACACGCUCGUGCAGAGGACGCCCGCCGGCAGCUCGCAUUCCCAGCAGCUACAGCAUUCCAGCAGCUUCAUCGGAACUCCGCACGGCAAUUCGCAUUCCUCUCACCAGCAUGCCGCCCACAAUAUCCCGACGCCACACAGUACUAGCAGCGCCCAUUUACACCGGUCGGGCUCUGCGGGACCCCCUUCCGGUGGUGGUCAUCUUUCUUUCCAACUACAGACGCCAUCGUACCACGGCCACCUGAACAUUACGACACCUCAUCAGCAUCACCAGGUCCUCGCGACGCCCGGAGCAGUCCAUGGGGGUAACCACCAGGUCACACCGCACCAGAAUCACGGGCCAAAUGGUACCACUUUCAAUGGCACAACCCCGGAUUCUGGGUUCGUGUCCCGGAUGCUGCAGAGGAGAACUUUUUCCACCGGGAAACUGGACGGGGCGGACGAUGCGGGCAGUGGGGCGUUUCGGGGGAUCCGGAAUCGAGAGAAAGGCUGUAUUGCGGGACAGGGCGGCGGUGCGGGGCGGGCGGAUGACGACUUUAUGGAAAAUAACUUCGUGAAUAUCAGCGUUGUCGGAAAAGGUAACACUAACUAACACGACUUCUGCAUUUCAAAACUGUAGUGCUCUCGAUGAAGUAGUUGUGUUGAUGCCAUCAUAGGACACGUCAGCGCGAUGUUUCAUGUGUGUAAUCUCGUUUUCGAUUUAAGGCGCAGACCUUUCACUGGCACUGCACUCUAAAAAGGUAACUUUUCCACCGUGUAUCGGGCAACGCACAAGCUGGACGGUUGCGAGUACGCAGUGAAGCAGUUGAAGACGAAACUACCCGAGCAUUGGCUAGACGACGUGAACACGGCGGCGAAUGCGGCGAGUUCUCUGGGACAAAAUAACUACACAAGCUCGAAUAUGAAAAAGCCUUCCUACAAACCACCCACACAUACUGCCUUCAGGGAAGCCCAGAACCUUGCGAGAGCCCUCCACAACGUCGAGAGCUCGCACAUCGUGCGGUACUAUGGUUGCUGGGUGCAGAGCCGGAGACUCUACUUGCAAACGGAGUUGUGCGACUGCAGUUUACAUGAUGUGGUAGUGGAAAAGCGACGGCUAGCAGUGCAAACAGGAGACGCGGCUGUGACCAACGCCGCAUGCUUUUCGGAAGGCGAGAUUUUGGAGGUAUAAGUUCUUACGACAGGUCAAGCAUACUAAAUCGACAGGUCAAGCAUACUAAAGUUCGCAGUUCGACGCUCCGGCUACAGUGAUCUACCUAAAUUUCUAUUUUGAUUUUGCACCAUAUCCAUAUGCAAUUAUAAGUUUUUACGACAGUCUAUCUAGAUCUGAAUCUCGUUUUUAGUUUUUCAUUUCACAUGCAAAGGCGAUGUAGAUGUUUUUCUUGUUUCGCGAAACGGAAAGCCCCAGCUAAUAAAUUUUGAGUGAGGCUCAUUCUUUCUUCCACAGGUCGCUCACGCAACCCUCUCCGGGCUGCGAGCAAUGCACAGCAAUAACCUAUCCCACCUGGACGUCAAGCCUGAGAACCUGUUGCGCAGCUUCUCUGGAAUUUGGAAAAUUGCGGAUUUGGGGCUCGCCUGCGAGUUCGAGUCUAACUUUCAGCUGUCAGCGUCUGGCGAGCUUGUCAGUUUUUCCUCGAAAUUGCAGAAAACGUCCACAGUGGAUGAAGGGGACUGCCGUUAUGUCGCCAAAGAGGCGUUGCGGGGCAUGGUGACGGACCGCUGUGACAUCUUCAGUCUUGGGGUUACAAUGUACGAACUGGGAUGUGGGCAGGUAAGUCAGAUACACCUAGUACUUGGUUUGCUGUUGGCUGGAAUGGAUUGCUUGCCGUGUGUGACGAGGCGAAAGGAACAAACGAAGAAACACUACCGUUGUGUGACUGCUCAAUUUGCAAUGUAUUAAUCAUGUUAUCAGGAACCUCCGCGCGCCGGCGAGCAGUGGCACGCCUUGCGGGACCAGCAGCCGACGGCGACGACUCUGUCUUCCGAAAUGCCACAACUUUCGACCGAUCUUCUGAACGUCCUUUCCACCAUGCUGGCCACAGAGCCGAGCCAGCGGCCAAAUGCCACCGAUGCUCUGUAUUUGGUCGAUCACAUCAAAUCUGCGGACGGCGGCGUGCCUGCUGAGCAGGAAAAGGAAUUCUGGAAACGGGAGGCAAUGCAGCUGCGGCAACAGUUGCAGGGUUAUUUGCAACAACUCGCGCAGCACCAACAGGAGCAGCAGCAUCCGGACCAGUCUGGCACAGCUUCUACAUCGGUGCUUCUCGCUGGAAAUCAAUCCCAACGAGGUGUCGCAGUAGAGUUCUAUCAUGAGGCUUCGUCGUUACUCUCUUCGUCCAACGUCCCAACGACGGCGAAUCUCUCGUCUAGCAUCGGCGCUUCCUCCACGCCAGCCUCCGGGCAGUUCAUCGAUCUUGUUUCAGGGGGAGGCAGUGGUAGUGGGCUCCACCAAUUGUGCACAUCAGACAACUUGAGCUUCGACGAACUGGGACGAGAGCCGCGAAACCAAAACCAAAUGAGCAGCAGCGACCAACGCUGCAGCGAGCAAGACGUGCAGAUGGGAUUUGCGGAGGUGAGCACAACCGACGCUGACGUGACCGAAGAUCUAUCGACGCUGCAGCUGAUAGACCAACUCCAAACGGUGUCAUCCGGCAGUUGUGCUGGUAGUUCAGAUGCUGAUGACCCCGGUGGAAAUACAACAACGACUCUUCAUCUGGGCCAUCACGGAGUUCUUGACCACCUGGAGGAGGAGAUCACGCCGAGGGUCGACUUCAAUUCUUCCCAAAUGCGACGUCGAAAGACGUUCUUCAACAGCAAGAAUUCAUCGGAGGUACUAGGGGUACCAGGAGACCACCACGACGGCCGCGGUAGCAGGAGAAUUCAAGACCCGCCAAGCACAGGAGGCAACAGCAGUUCGAUCCACGGAAGGUCAGACCUGAGAAUGCUGGAGUCCUCUUUUGCCCAUCCGCAGACGUGCUCAUCGUUGCAGCCGAAUCGGUGCGGGUUCGAUCCCCGCGGAGAGGGAGAGGAGGAGGUGAUGAUUGGAGAGGGUGGGGGUGCGCCGGACGAAUCUUCGCUGCUCGUUCAGGAGGGUGGCAACACAAGUGGCAUUGACGCCGAGUCUCUAAUCGCAGUCGCCGCACCUCCAGCCGAUGUAGUGGAGGACCAGCACAUGCUGACGGAGGCCGAAGGCGGAGAACAAUGCACGACCCUGCAGACGGGAGAAGUAGAAGAACAGGCCACCGGCGCGGUAUUCAGCCAAGACGCGGAUCACCCACGUACUGCAAGCGACGUGAACCUCAUAGGAGAGGACCGUGACGCACGUAAUGUUGACGAGAAGGGUUGUUCAGUACCACCACCAGAUGGAAUUCUUGGGGAUGGUGAAACUGCCCACGAGCAGGAGGAGCAGCAGCCGGCUGCUGCGGCUGCGCCCCCAGCUCUCGCAGACGAGCUCGGGUUGCCACCGCCACCCGCUUCCCCGUCCCCGUCUUCCCCUUCUUCUCUUCUCUCCAAAUCCAAGAAAAAGUCCAAGUUUCUGCAGGGCUUGAUGCAGACGAACCACCACCGACCGCCGCCGAGACGUAACUUGGCCGACAUGUUCGAGCAAAAUUCCACUCCGGUGGUUUCCCCCGACGGCGCUCAUGAUAGUGGUCUCAAGUCGUGCCCGAGUUCAUCCAGUUCUUUGAAGCUGCACAAGGGGUCUUUUCCUCUGAGUGGGAAAGGGACGUCGAAUCACAGCAAUAGCGGUGGGGGCUUUCUUGGAGCAUCAACUUCCAAACGAUCUUCCUCUUUAGAAAAGCAGGACCAGGUACAUCUGUUUCGCAGCACCUCGCGCGGACAGCACAGGUCAAAUUCUAAAGGAAGUGUUUGCGAGGAAGGGGAUGCAGUGGCGGAGGCGGAUGUCAGUUCACUCCUCGUGGAUCACAAUGUCAGCAUGGAAGACGAGGAGCCGCGCCAGCUUCUUCCACCAGGACGAGGCUCUCGGGGGGACGGAAAUCAACAUGAACCUGCUAAAGCUUCUUCUGCCUUUGGCUCUGCUAGACAUUACGCAAGUGGUGUGUUUUCGCAAGCGACCCCAGGCGCAUCACCAGCGUCUGCUUCGUCCGCUUCUGCUUCGAAUAAGAUGCUGAACCAAGAAGUAGGUUCUCGCGACAGCCAGCACCAGAAAGCCCGGCGUGACGGUGGUUCGGUUUUCUCGUCUGGUGGGGGCUUGCAAUCGCAAUCAGCAGCUGCCGGCACAAAGAACAGGAUCAACUUUUCCGGUGAUCGUAUCGAUCAUGACAUGAGCAACCCGAGUCCGCCGGUAUUUAACCGCGCCAGUCCGAGUAGAGGUUUUUCCGGAAGUGGAAGUUGUAGCGGCGGGAAAAAUAACAGUGGCCAACUACAAGCAGAGAAACAUCACCUUCACAGUCGGUUCUCUGAGCCCGGAGGGCAGCAGCUGCAACAGUCAUCGUUUUUGCCUCACGUGCGGGUGUUCGACUCCAGUGCAGCUACAGGGGGCACCACCACCAGCAGCUCCAGAUCUACUGCGCGCCGAACUGGUGGAUCAUCAAAUGCUAACACAACAACUUCUGCUGGUGUUCCUCAUCCAGGCUCCGCGAACCCCUCCCCUUCGGUUUCUCCCAGCACUGGGUCCUCCAGCUCAUCCUGCGCGCCGUCUUUCAAGUCCUGUAGUCCGAACCAGAGUCCUAGUCCAACCGGAGCGACACCGAACGCAGGAAACGCGGAAGAAUUCGUUAUCACCGGUCAAGCCAUGACGCUGAACCCAGUCCAGCCGACGGUGAGCAGUCCAGGCGCGCCGCGGGUGUUUCAUAGUGCGGGAAGAGUGACGAAGAUGGCCGCGGGUGCUCCUGGGGCAUCUCCAAGUGGAUCCUCAUCAAUUUCGAGCUCCGCGGCUGGUGCGUCUGCGGCUACGUUGUUUGACAAGAGCAACAUCGUCGAACAGACCGCGUUGGUGAACAACCUACCAGCUGUUCAGACCGACGACGGAAGCUGUAUGGUGCUCACAGGGGUUGACGAAGUUGAUCAACACGGAGACGCGGCUGCGAUAGUAGAGUUGUCAAAUGCACCAGGAUGUGGUGGAACAGGAACCGCGGGAGAUGACAAGAAGGUGCUUGCUCAACCAGUACUAGCGACAGCAGCAGUGUUGAAAAAUAAGAGCGGAGCUUCUUCUGCUGGUGCUUCUUCAGCAUCCACAAGCAUUAAAGGCACGACAACUUCUUCUUCCACGACCACAUCCGCCGGCGCACCGGCAAUCUCCACUGCUAACACGACGACAUCCACAUCGACUCGGACCAAAGUGAAGAAAUUAGCCAGUGAGAAGAAGAUCGCGUUGGAUCAUUGUGCCUACUCUGGCACGACGCACACCAUCGCAAAUUCUUCUGCGUCUUCUUCUGCAGCUUCCAGUAACCGCCGGCUACUUUCCGCGAAGUUGAAAAAAUCAUCCGGGGGUGGAAGCAGUGCAACGUCCUCGAAUCUUCGCAAUCAACACCUCACGGCCAGCGGAACUUUGCAGAGCAAGAAGCAAAACGUCAAAGUCCCUUCGGAUAAAAAGAAGAAACUUUCGAAAUUGCAGCAGAACUCAAUCCCAACCAACACAGUGAACGCGUUCCAGAGAGCUGUGGCAGAAUUUCACCAAGAUUCUUCGCCCAGUAUCGCGUCGCCCGUUUUGUACGAUAACAAUGGCAAUCAGAUCAAUUUGACGCUUGGAGGUCCACAUCAUGGGAACAACGCUGGGGGAGUCCUCCUUUCGAGCAACACUAAUUGUAAUUCUGCAAACUCAUCAUCAUCCGGAGCUUCUUCUAGUGAAAAUAACCGUGGAGCUGCGAUUGACUUGACAAACACGUCGAGUAGCAGCAAAACGAGCAAUGCGGAGUCGAGUUACAACACGACGAGGUCGAUUGAGGAGAUAACGAUGAGCGCUAAGACGGAUGACGAAGAAGUAGACAGCACUCAUAUGAUCUCGUCGGCAAAGGACCAUCGGCAGCGCACUAUCGACGAUCGGACUUCACCGUCUUUAGCCGGGGAAGAUUUUGAAGACUGCAGAAGUUCGUCUGUUGGCGCGUGUGGUGACCCCUAUCUAGGGAAGCAGGGAAUUAUUGGGGAUCAAAACAGAGAUCUGGAUUUGAUGUCGCCGCCUCUGGAACAGCAGCAGCAACACAGACAGUAUCAGCAGCAAAGUAGCAGCAACCCGAAGGCCAGGUCCAGCACGAAGUUACGUCGUCAGAUGUCGUACGCGGAGAAGAGGCCGAGCAAGCGGACGAAGGUCGACUCCCCGGACGAGGAAGAUUUUUCCGACGCACAGGAAGCGGACUCAGGACUUCUUCUUGAAGGAGGUGGUUGUAGUGAGCUACGAGAACCAGGGCGGGUGGAAUUGGUAGAACAACAUGAAAAAGCUGCGAACUCGUCUUCGUCCUCAAGCGGAAACACAAACUACAACAGCCAGCCGGGUGGAGAAGAUGAGGUGUUUAGCAAGAGCAAACCGCUACCACUGUCUUCAGGGACCUCCACACAGAACUGCCCACGAUAUCACGUCAGUAGCCCGAAGAGAGGGUGAAGUAGAGAGGAGGUUUUGGGGUGUUGUGUAAGUAGUGUUAGUAGGUACAACUCAACUAUCGUAUUUUCAUCACAGAGCGCACUACUUGCAUUAGCACACGCAAGAAAGCUUUGUGCACGACGAUUGUGUACCGUACUUUUGUGUCGGUGCAGAAGCAAGUUGUAGAGAAUCUAUUUGUAUUUUCCAUUUUCCAUUGUUAUUGCAGGUCAAUAGCUUAAUGUUAAUCCAAUUCAUCAUCGAGAAAUCAUUUUACUAUAGAAAAAUGCAGUGUAUCGUGCUGUAGCUGUACUAAUUGAUCAGUAUUGAUCCUCAAGACGCGUUAUCCUAAAUUUUCAUCGCAGAACUGUACACAAGAUUUGUUUGAUUCGAAUGCUUUUCCACCAAACGCACUGCAGGUGCAGCGUUCCUAUGAGAUGUGGGAUCCCGCACUCGCAAGUAGCAGCGUAAGUGCUGAUCUCUAUCAUUUUACUGCUUAUCAAAAAAUGCAAUGCUCGCGUUUUUCCUUUUUAAUGCCUGAAAAAUCAUGAUGUCCAUGUCGUUUUAUUUGAAGAACAGUUUUUACGUGUAGUAUGUCAGAACCUCUGAAGCUGAGCUUACAACUCGCCUUGCUAUUGCUAGUUGUCUUUCUAUCGCUUUCCUAUGCAGCACUUAAAAUGUCAAAGUCGAAUUUCUUUCGCGACAACAAGUUUAAAUCCAAUGAAACUAAUACAUCAGAUGAAGCUAGAACGAAGCAAGAUUUCCAAUGGAGUCUCACCUUAAAUGAAACGAAGAAAGAGCUAAAACUGUUGCUGUCCCCGUAGUAUGUGUUUUAUUUGAAGAACUACGCCUCACUAAACGAAGAAGCGAACUAUUUCAUGCGUAUCGACCAUCGGACGACAAGCCUCUGCUCCGGUUGCAACUAAUGUGACCUGUGCAGCUGCCUGUCGUGGACGAUGAUGAAGCAAGAGUCGAAGGAGAUACAACUCAACUGUGCAUCCUCGUCAAGCUGACGGAAACAGAAGCACUGGAACACCGAUGGCGGUGUUCCAGCAGUGCCCAGAGCAACAAGAAAGCCAUAGAGGAACACUAACGAAAAGAAAAGAAGACGCUCGAAAUUUUCAUCGCUUCGUCUUGC
Molecule: messenger RNA, 9104 nt
Organism: Amoebophrya sp. A120
Lineage: Eukaryota; Dinophyceae; Syndiniales; Amoebophryaceae
Source: the annotation of a GenBank genome assembly